This is a messenger RNA of Entrophospora sp. SA101, 1134 nucleotides long. The record is from the annotation of a GenBank genome assembly. NCBI's taxonomy places the organism in Eukaryota, Fungi, Glomeromycota, Glomeromycetes, Entrophosporales, Entrophosporaceae.
AUGAAGGGCCCAAAAUCAGCACUCAUGGGAAAAACAUCACCACCAAAAAAAGCUGUAACUAUCACCAACACUACAGCUAUUACAAAAAGAUUAACAGGAAUUGCUAAUAAAAUUAAUAUCAACACAACCACCACAAAUAAUAACGUUGUUAACAAUAUUUUAGAUAAUAAUUUGGAUGAUGUUGACGAAGGAUUUUAUACAUUAGAUGAAAAGACUCCAAAAAUCGACUACUUAACACGACUCCCUUACGAAAUGGCAUCAUAUAUAUUACUAUAUAUUGAUUUACAAACAUUAUGUAGAAUGUCACUUGUAUCUCGUACCUGGUAUCGUAUAUCAAGAGAUAAUGAAAUAUGGCGUAGAAAAUUUUUAUCAAACGAAGGAUGGAAAGUGAAUAUUCCAAAAGAAAUUUUAAUAUCUGGCGGAAUUGAUUGGAAGUUACUAUACAAGAAUAGAUAUACGCUAUCAUUGAAAUGGAAGAAAGGCGAAUGCGAAAAAAAAUAUUUGAAAGGUCAUAUAAUGAAGCUGAAUGGUCACUCAGCAGGUGUUUUAGAUAUAUGUUUUGAUGAUAAUUAUAUUGUAUCAUGUUCAAAAGAUUGCACAAUAAAAGUAUGGAAUGUUAUUACUGGGGAAUUAAAAAGAACAUUAUAUGGUCAUUUCGGUCCUGUGAAUGCUAUACAACUUAAAGAUAAUAGAAUUAUAUCAGCUUCUGGCGAUGCAUUAAUAAAAUUAUGGGAUCUAAAUACCGGUGUAUGUAUAAGAGAUUUUGUUGGUCAUACACGCGGGCUAGCAUGCGUACAGUUUGAUGGUAGAUGGGUGGUGUCAGGAUCAAAUGACAAAACCAUCAAAAUAUGGGAUGUGGAAACUGCUCAGUGUGUACGUACACUUGAGGGUCAUACCGAUCUGGUAAGAACUUUACAUUUUGAUGAGAAUAUGGUUAUCAGCGGAAGUUAUGAUCAAACUGUUAAAGUAUGGGAUCUUAAAACUGGUAAACAACUAUUGGAUUUUCAUGAAGGUCAUACCAGUUGGGUGUUUGAUGUACAAUUCAACAGGACCAAAAUUGUUAGUACAAGCCAAGAUAAGAAAAUAUUAAUGAUGAAUUUUGCUGAAGAUUUAGAUACAAAAUAUUUAUUAUGA